AUGUCCUUCUUGUUCACCAUCGAGCUCGCAUGUGCAGAAUCUUUGACGAUGAGCGCGCAACAAGCAGUACUCGUGAGGUCCGAAUUGUACUGGUGUUUGUCCCUGAAGGCACCUUGUGAUCAGAUGAAGGAAAUUUGCACCAAUGUUGGCUGCCGGCACGCAAGAAUUCAGUGCGAGAAGGCAGCGGUUGGGCAACAUUGCCAGCUGAAUGGCAAGAUGCUCACUGAUGCUCUUAUCAAAGCAACGGCUUCCAGGAAUCUCAGAUUUGCCGAGGCCACCGUUCUUCCAGCCUACAGCGGCAAUGUGGGAGGGCGACGUGCUCGUGGCAGCCGUCGACUCAAGCUCAAGGCGUCCGGAGGCGUCUUGCAAAAAUUCACGGCCGUGGAGAGUGGGUAUCAACCAGUCGGGCCUGCCCUCGGAGUUCCAGGCAACGUUCGAGGCAUGGGGUUGAUCGAUGAGCAUGUUGCGGUCAUCAGCGAUGAGGGUGUCUUCUCCACCGGUGACCUCAAUUCGUCUUGGCUCAACUCCUCCUCGCACGAGGCUGCAGAUGGGCCAUUAGGUCUUUUGGGUGAACGUGGCCACACCGUGGCUGCGGCAGCAGCGCUGCUGCCUCUCGCCCCUUCUGUGGAGCUGUCUGCUGCGUCGCUGAGUGGUGGGGGCGUGGAUGAUGUGGGCGUCGCAGCCAUCGCCAUCAUCGGCUCGGAUGGGCUGUCCGACGCCAUGAUCGGCCACGGCCAAAACCUCGCUUGUGUUGGCUUUGCUGAGGCUUCGGCUUUGUCGCCUACCAGCUUCACCAGGACGACGGUUACUGUCUGA
Messenger RNA from Symbiodinium natans, 816 nucleotides. Lineage: Eukaryota; Dinophyceae; Suessiales; Symbiodiniaceae. The record is from the annotation of a GenBank genome assembly.